Molecule: messenger RNA, 1444 nt
Organism: Nicotiana tabacum (common tobacco)
Lineage: Eukaryota; Viridiplantae; Streptophyta; Magnoliopsida; Solanales; Solanaceae
Source: RefSeq, a predicted model, not a curated record
ACUAUCCAAAUUUCACAUCCUCAUCAAAAGUCUUCUCCUUGCAAGCUUCCAUUGGAAGAGAUAAAAAGCAUAAAAAAUUCGAAAAAAGAAAAAUAAUGGCCACCUACUUACAGUUGCCCAUGGCGUCCUCAGUACCAUGUACUUCAACAUCAUCGUCUCCGCUAAAACGGCGUAGUUUUAGCGUUCUCUGUGCAGCCAAUAGCAAUAGCAGUACAAAGAUUCCGAUGCCUCCGCUGAACCCUAAGGACCCAUUUCUCAAUAAGCUUGCAUCUGUUGCUGCAAAUAAUCCAGAAGCACUCUUCACUCGGCCUCAAAAUUCUGAUAUGCCGCCUUUUUUGGAUAUUUACGACUCCCCUAAGCUCAUGGCUACUCCUGCUCAGGUGGAGAGAUCAGUAUCAUACAAUGAGCACAGACCGAGGAGACCUCCACCAGACUUACCCUCACUGUUGCUCCAUGGUAGAAUAGUUUAUAUUGGCAUGCCGUUGGUGCCAGCAGUCACAGAGUUAGUUGNGUGUGUGUUUUAUUUGAUUAUUUUCCUAGUCGCUGUUACUGCAUAUUCCGUUGGUAUGGAAACAGAAGGUUUUGCAAUUUAUGAUGCCAUGAUGCAAUUAAAAAACGAGAUACACACUGUCGCAGUUGGUGCUGCCAUCGGUCAGGCGUGUCUCUUGCUUGCAGCUGGUAGUAAAGGCAAAAGGUUUAUGAUGCCACAUGCCAAAGCCAUGAUUCAACAGCCUCGCGUGCCGUCAUCUGGAUUAAUGCCGGCCAGCGAUGUUUUCAUCCGAGCAAAGGAGGUAAUCAUAAACAGAGACACCCUUGUCAAGCUUUUGGCAAAACACACUGAAAAUUCUGAAGAAACUGUUGCCAAUGUGAUGAGAAGACCAUUUUACAUGGAUGCUACCAGAGCAAGAGAAUUUGGCGUCAUUGAUAAGAUUCUUUGGCGUGGGCAAGAGCAGAUCAUGGCAGAUGUUUCUGCACCAGAGCAGUGGGACAAGAAUGCAGGGAUCAAAGUUGCUGAUGCUAUUUAGCUUCUUCCUAGAUAUAAUGCAAUGGGAUACUGACAGAAGUGUUUCAACCAUCAAGGGGUGAAGUUCCAGUUCAUUUCACAGGAAAAGAGUUACCGAAUGAGAAUUUUCUGGUUUGAGCAAGUCCUGAAACGGACGCACUUGCUGUAGCUCUUGAAGAUUAUACAGUGUCAUGAUUGGAUACUUCUUAUAGCAACCAAGAAUAGGUGUUUAGCUUGGAUAAAAGCCUUGUAUAAAAUUGUCGUUGAUGUAUUCCACAUUUUGUGAGUUACACAAUCAUUAGAUAGCAUUUUUAUGAGGGAUGGCUAUCCUCUCGAUUCUAUAACGUUUCGAUUUAUAAUAACUACUAGUACUAUAAAUUGAUGGAUUCACCAUACUUUGGCAUCUAUGGUAUAAUGGUAAUGGCAGCAACUUUGAUUGGA